Messenger RNA from Hevea brasiliensis (rubber tree), 1385 nucleotides. RefSeq lists its product as uncharacterized. The transcript has a single exon. NCBI's taxonomy places the organism in Eukaryota, Viridiplantae, Streptophyta, Magnoliopsida, Malpighiales, Euphorbiaceae. The coding region runs from base 207 to 1385 and encodes 392 amino acids. Gene Ontology annotation, molecular function: polyubiquitin modification-dependent protein binding. The record is from RefSeq and is a predicted model, not a curated record. Gene Ontology annotation, cellular component: VCP-NPL4-UFD1 AAA ATPase complex.
CUAACUAGUAUAAAUUAUGAAAGUACUAGGAUUUGGAGGUUGUGUAUGCUUCUAGCUCAAAAACCUUAAUCAACUAGGACUAGUCCAAUUAUAUAUAAGCACCGCACUCCAUCAGCGAAUUAAACCCUACGCAUAAACGAAAAAAAACAAUCCCUGCAAAAUCAGAAUCCUCUGUGUUUUUUUUUUUUUUUUUUUUUUAUUUAGCCAUGGAAGACACUACAGAGCAGAGUCAGACACCUCCUGAAGAUUUCCAAGAAAACACUUAUCCCCUCGAUCAGAACACAUAUUCUCAAGAAGAAGAAGACGAUGAUGAAUGUAGUAGCUACGGACCCUCUGAUUGCUAUGAUUAUUUGGAGGAACAAGAAGAAAGCAAUCAUGGCAGAGAAAACACGUCCGCUGAUUACUAUGAUUAUUUGGAGGAACAAGAAGAAAGCAAUCAUGGCAGAGAAAACACGUCCGAAGAAAAUCACUUUCAACGUAUGAAUACAGAAAGAAGCCUUCCUUUCCAGGGCACUUACAUGUGUUUUCCUCUAUCCCUGAUUGGGAAGUCGCAACUUGAGCAGGGUGAUCAGAUCAUAAUGCCCCCAUCAGCUUUUGAGCAUCUCCUGCGCCUGGAAGUUGGUUUCCCGAUGCUAUUCAAAAUCAGUAACGAUUCCAAGGGACGGGUUUCGCAUUGCGGAGUUUAUGAAUUCACUGCUGAUGAGGGUUCUGUGUUUUUGCCGAGUUGGAUGAUGAAGAACUUGCAGUCGCAGGAAGGUGAAUUACUUAGCCUGAAGAGUGCUACCCUUGAAAGAGGAACUUACAUAAAGCUGCAACCCCAUUCUAUGGAUUUCUUGGGCAUUGUCAAUCCAAAAGCAGUCCUGGAAUGGACUCUGAGUUCCAAGUUCUUCUGCCUCACCACCGGAGAUACUAUUGUGAUCAACUAUAAUAGUAAGAAUUUUUUUAUCGAUAUAGUGGAGACCAGGCCUUCUUCUGCUGUUUGCAUUCUUGAUACGGAUUGCGAAGUGGAUUUUGCUCCUCCUCUGGAUUAUAAAGAGCCAGUAAAACCUGCCAAAAUAGCUAAAGAGGAGGAGCAGGCUGAAGAGAAGGAGCCAAGCAAGGAGAAAGCAAUGUUCAUCCCGUUUACAGGUUUGCCCAGACGUUUGGAUGGGAAGCCUGCAGCAGAGUUGGCUUCAUCCACUUCAUCUUCUGUUGGGGAAAAUAACCAUACAAGAACAAUUGAUGCAGAGUCGAGAUCCCAGAAACGUCCAGGAAAGCUAGUGUUUGGCUCCCCUGAUUCAGAAAGCAAAUCAGAAAAGACAGAGGCCAAGAUUGUUAGAAGUGAAUCUCCAAAGAAACAGCAAUUUCAGCCAUUCACAGGGAAGAAGCACUCAUUGAGAGGCUGA